Coniophora puteana RWD-64-598 SS2 is the source of this 438-nucleotide messenger RNA. RefSeq lists its product as uncharacterized. The coding region runs from base 1 to 321 and encodes 106 amino acids. The record is from RefSeq and is a predicted model, not a curated record. The transcript is spliced from 3 exons. Lineage: Eukaryota; Fungi; Basidiomycota; Agaricomycetes; Boletales; Coniophoraceae.
AUGAAGUUCAUCUCUCAGAUUAUCAUCGUUACUCUCGCUAUCGCAGCGUACGGCGCACCAAUGGUGGAAGAGCGAAGCCCGCCUCUCGUCGCCGGCAGUGUUCACGAGAAACUUGCUGAGAAGAGCCCGCCACUUGUCGCUGGCAGCGUGCACGAGAAGCUUGCCGAGCGUAGUCCCCCGCUUGUUGCGGGUAGCGUGCACGAGAAGCUCGCUGAGCGUAGUCCUCCACUCGUCGCUGGUAGCGUGCAUGAGAAGCUCUUCGAGCGUAGCCCGCCCCUCGUUGCCGGAAGCGUUCACGAGAAGCUUUCGGAGGAGCAGUAGUUCAUGCCGGAGGUGGCGUUAACAUGCCCAUCAGCACGACGUUUUUUCAAGCCGCUAUUGAAAGGGUAUGACACACGUACCGUACUUAGCUGAAUAAAUGCUUAUGCGGUACCCAAU